Molecule: messenger RNA, 627 nt
Organism: Balaenoptera acutorostrata (minke whale)
Lineage: Eukaryota; Metazoa; Chordata; Mammalia; Artiodactyla; Balaenopteridae
Product: speedy protein E5-like
Exons: 7
Coding region: 1-627 (208 amino acids)
Biological process (GO): positive regulation of cyclin-dependent protein serine/threonine kinase activity
Molecular function (GO): protein kinase binding
Source: RefSeq, a predicted model, not a curated record
AUGGCCAUUCUUAUCCCUUCAGAUGUCACAUGCAACAUGCUCAAGGAGGCAGGGUUCAAUCUUCAGGGUGAGCUGCAAGGGAAGACUCAGGACCUCCCAGCUGUCUCCGAGCUGAAGUCCUGGAAGAAGCGCGGGCAGAGGAGGAACAUGUGGACCGUCAAUCAUGUUGAGGGAACGAAACUCAGGAUGAACAAGAGAAGAUCCAGUUAUCGUCCAGAAGACCAGGAGGCCUUCUACCAGCUGCUGGAGGACCCUGUUAUCCAGAGCUUCUUGGAAGCUGAUAUUUUCCUGAAAGUGUCUGACAAGUACCUGCUCUCCAUGGUGGUGGAGUACUUCGGGCGUGUCGGGCUGCCUGGUCACCUCUACAACAGGAUCCACUUCUUCCUGGCCCUCUACAUCGCCUCCGACAUGGAGGAGGACAACCCCACGUCCAAGCGGAGCAUCUACCAGUUCCUGCUGGGCAGGGAGCACUGGCCAGACCUCUACAAGGAGUUCCUCAAGCUGAAGGUGGAAUUCUUCCAUGCGAUGGGGCACCGAGCCUGGGUCACCCCGGAUUUGUGUGAGGAGAUCCAGGCCCAGAACCCACAUCACUGGGUCUGGAGUCGAGCGCGCCAGUGCGCCCCCUAG